AUGGACGUCGAUCUAGGAGCCCAGCUUCCGGAGGAGCAACAAGGCGAAUUCAUCAGGACCUACAAAGAGUUCAUCUUUUCUUACAGAGAGAAAAGCGGGAUACUCAAGUGGUGUGAGAACCUGUUGCUCAAUCGGCGGCGAACGCUUCUCGCCAAAAAGCUCGACGACUUCUUGAUGGAUGUUAUCCGGCGAAAGUUCAAUGAUGUGAAACAAGAUAGGGGUUUCUCCAGUCGAAGCAUUUUGGCAUUGAGCCUCCGCGACACUGAUGCUCUCACCCAGGAGAUUAUCGACGGCACGAAAGAUCAGCUCAAGACAUUCCUCUUUGCAGGACAUGACACGACCAGCAUCCUUUUGCAAUGGGCGUUUUACGAACUUUCACGAACACCUCGGGCAAUGAGAACGCUCCGAGCUGAGCUAGAAAGCCUCUUCGGCCCUGACCUGAGCCCGGAAGCUGUCCGCAAGGCAUUGCUAUCCAAGGGCGAAGAAAUCACUCGGAAGAUGACGUACACCUCGGCUGUCAUUAAAGAGAUUCUCCGUCUGUACCCCCCGGCUGGUUCUGCGCGGCUGUGUCCCCCAGGAUCAAACUUCUACGUUCAUCUUCAAGAUGGUACCAGUCUCUGCGCGGAAGGAAUGGUGCUGUACAAUUGUGCAACAAUUAUUCAGCGCGACGCGAACGUCUUCGGAAGCACCAAGGAUGACUUCGUCCCGGAGCGUUGGCUUGGGAAUACUGACACCUCCAUGGCGACAAAUGACGACGAGAAAGCUGGUAUUGGCAAGGCAGGUGAGAAUGGGAUUCCUGCUACGGCAUGGAGACCGUUUGAGAGAGGACCGCGCAACUGUAUUGGUCAGGAGUUGGCCAACAUCGAGGCAAGGGUGAUCUUGGCCAGCGUUGUUGGCAAGUACGACUUCGAGAAAGUGGGAUUAGGAGAGGCAACACUAGGACCGCAAGGGAAGCCUAUAAUCAACGAGAAGGGACAACACCGGUCAAACACAGAGUUGUACAACACAAUUCGUCGCUUGUUUUUGCUUGUUUACUUCUCUGCUUACUACGAGGGUUUCAAGAUGCGUUCCGCACUUAUUCUCGCUGCCGUGGCCGGCGUUUCCAGCGCCAAUCCAGUUGUCAUUCGCGCCGCCUCAGCUCAGACGGGUAUCGACCUCAGCGCUUUUGAUGCGGCACCCAAGCCGGUCAAGGUCGGCCCGGCAGUUGGAGCUACCUCCGAGAAGCCAACGUACAACGCCGCACAGGUCAAGGCCAAUGCUGCCAAGGAUGCUCUCGUAAACCCCGUACAGGCUGCGAAUUCAACCAUCAAGGCCCGCGACUUGACCGGAUGCACGCAGACUGAGCCACAGGGAGCCGGACCCGUCUCCUCGCCCGACAGCUACGACCAAUUCAUGUCAGAUGCCCAGUACGACGCUAUUGCCAACAACGCGGCCACUCCUCAGGGAUACACCCAAUCCUUCCAAGACCUUGCGGGCUCUGUCGAGGGUCCCGGUUACCAAGGUCUCUACACUCUUCAGGCCUUCGAUACAAUCAAGUGCCAACAGUACUGUGAUGCUGCUCCUGUGUGCUACGGAUUCAACGUUUUCAUGGAGAGAAACCCUGCAUACACCCCGAGCAACUCUUGCACCAACCCGCCAAGCACUACCAACUACAAGUGCACUCUUUGGGGCUACAUCAAGAAUGCUCCUCCAGCUUCGCAGUCUGGCUUCACUGGCCCUGCUCCUUUCGGCGGCUCUAUCCAGGCUCCCAACUCCUACAUCGGUGUCAAGUUCUUCCCUGGACCUUACGACCCUGCUCAGUGUGCCGCUGCUUGCCAGGCUACAACCCAGUACGACCACGACCACCCCAGACAAGAUGGAACCUACGAUGCUUGCAACUUCUUCAACUCUUUCGUCUUGAGCGAGAACAACGUUCCCCAGGGAACUUACUGCUCAUUGUACACCAAGGCUUGGGACAAGAGUUACAGCACCAACGUUGGGCAGUACAGAGGCUCUGACUACUACUCCGUCUCUCAGAGCUACGGUUACACUCUCACCACCCAAGACAGCGGCGUGGUCUCUUCCAACUAG
Colletotrichum karsti is the source of this 2070-nucleotide messenger RNA. RefSeq names its product cytochrome p450. Lineage: Eukaryota; Fungi; Ascomycota; Sordariomycetes; Glomerellales; Glomerellaceae. The record is from RefSeq and is a predicted model, not a curated record. Gene Ontology annotation, molecular function: monooxygenase activity; iron ion binding; oxidoreductase activity, acting on paired donors, with incorporation or reduction of molecular oxygen. Bases 1 to 2070 code for a protein of 689 amino acids. The transcript is spliced from 5 exons.